GCCUUAAGACUCGCACCAGCCCUACAUAUAUUUCGUUCUCCUCGCGCUUUGCUGUUCCAACAAUCAGACCAAAACAAUGGUCUCCACUAGAAGCGGUGGAGCCGGCGGCGAGCUGCUGGAAUCGAUCUACUCAGUCCUCGUGCUCGCCCUUGUCCUCGUGGCGUGCGUCGAGCUUGGCGACGCUGCCACCGCUGUCGACGUGUACCGCCUGAUCCAGUACGACAUUGCCGGAGUGCCAUUUGGGUCUCGCCUUGCCGGCCUCAACCACCACGCCGGCUCUUCCUUAUUUACCACCAACGCUGAUCUCUCUCGCACCGCUGUCAUACUUCCCGUGCGCGAACUCAACCUCACGCUUCUCAAUGAGUUUAUCACUAGUAAACAACCAUUGGGUGGAUUGUUGCUUUUGCUUCCUCGAAGGACUGGCUCAAGAGAAUCAAGUGAGAAAAUACACGGUGAUAGUCUAACGAGAAGCAUUUUGGUUGAGUUGGAAAAAUUGCUCAUACAUUCAUAUAUUCCUUAUCCAGUGUAUUUUGCAUUUGAGAAUAGUAAACUUAAUUCCAUAUUAGCUGAUGUUCGGAGGAGCGAUGCUACUGGUCAGCCUGCUUCAGCAACAAGUGGCGGAUACAAGCUGGUAGUAUCGUCAUGGGAACCUAAGAAAGUAUCAUCACCCACCAUUACAAAUAUUCAGGGUUGGUUGCCUGGGCUAAAAGAGGAUGAUGAUACUAAUCAAUUGCCUACAAUUGCUAUAGUUGCAUUCUAUGAUACUUUUGGUGCUGCCCCGGCACUCUCAGUGGGGAGUGACAGCAAUGGGAGUGGGGUUGUGGCGCUUCUGGAAAUAGCACGUCUUUUCUCUCGACUUUAUUCCAAUCCCAAGACAAGAGGAAAAUAUAAUCUACUUUUUGGGCUAACAUCUGGUGGACCUUAUAAUUACAAUGGAACUCUUAAGUGGCUGAGGAGUUUUGAUCAACGACUAAGAGAGAGCAUUGACUAUGCCAUAUGCUUGAAUAGCAUUGGCUCUUGGAACAAUGAGUUGUGGGUUCAUGUAUCAAAGCCACCAGAGAAUGCUUACAUAAAACAAGUGUUCGAUGGUCUUUCGGAUAUUGCACGAGAUAUGGGAGUCAAAAUCGGCAUAAAGCACAAAAAAAUAAAUAUAUCAAAUCCCCGUGUUGCAUGGGAACAUGAGCAAUUUUCUAGAGUAAGAGUAACUGCUUUGACACUUUCUGAACUUUCUGUACCCCCUGAACUACUGGAAAGUACAGGGGGUCUACAUGAUUCGAGGAAUUUAGUAGAUGAAACAGCAGUCUAUAGAAGUGUAAAAUUAGUUGCUGAGAGCCUUGCUAGGCAUAUUUAUGGACAACAAGGUAGAAAUAUCCAGAUUUUUGCAGAAAGCAGUAGUUUGGCAAUUAAUCCCUCCUACAUAGCUUUGUGGCUAGAUCUUUUGUCACGUACUCCUAGAGUGGCACCCUUCCUUGAGAAGACGAACUCAUUCAUUUCCGCUUUGAAAAAGGAACUAUCUGAUCAUACAGUUGAUGUGUAUGGAACGCAUGAAAGCAUUGAUGGGAUUUUCACUUUCUAUGAUUCAACAACAGCAACUCUGAACAUUUAUCAGGUCGCAAGUGUCACUUUUGAUCUACUCUUGCUGCUUGUGCUGGGCUCCUAUAUAAUUCUUCUCUUCUGUUUCCUGGUCAUCACAACACGAGGUUUUGAUGAUCUGAUCAACAUGUUCAGGCGGCCACCAUCUCGGAAAACGAAAGCAGCUUAAUCCUGGUAGGCAUUGGAUUGUAUAAUAACCUCCAUGAAUGGAAUAAAAGAACUUUUUCAGUUUUAGUCAAAAGAUAAGCCAUUUUUUUAUGAUUUAGAAAGAAAAUUUUGUUUGUUUUCUGGAUAAAUUUAUUAUACGAGCAUUAACAGAUGGUUUUUUUUCUGCUUGGUGGAUCAGUAGGUCGCUUGAUAUUUGGAUUAUUUGCAGUGAUUCUUUGUAUUUUUUUAGGGUUUUGAGAAAGCGGAGGUUUUGCCGUUUGUUUUCA
Dendrobium catenatum is the source of this 2027-nucleotide messenger RNA. Its product is annotated as nicalin. Gene Ontology annotation, cellular component: endoplasmic reticulum membrane. The transcript is spliced from 14 exons. The coding region runs from base 77 to 1762 and encodes 561 amino acids. The record is from RefSeq and is a predicted model, not a curated record. Lineage: Eukaryota; Viridiplantae; Streptophyta; Magnoliopsida; Asparagales; Orchidaceae. Gene Ontology annotation, biological process: regulation of signal transduction.